AUUAGGGUUAGUCCUAGCCUAAUCUAAACGACCUACCUAACCUAUAGGAAGUGCCACAUCAGCAGUGACACAUCUUGAUGCGCCGCAGCCAACGACUGGCCGAGCGCGGAUCCGCAGGAGCCAAGCCUCAACAGGAACUUAGCACCCCUCGGAUUCCGCGCAGGCCACGUACGACCAUGGCUGCUACCUCUGACAACAGUGCACCAGCUAGCCCCAACAGGCCGGUUACCCCUCCUCUCCCAAUUCAGCAGGCCGAUGAAACGCUCCUAGCGUUCCUCGACCGUCUCCAUCUGUACUCGGAGACGACGGCAGCUGACCUACGCAAGUGGGAAGAAGAGGAAGCCGCCCGCCAGCAGGAAAUACAACGCCAGCAGGCAGAGGCAGCAGCAGCACGUCAGCGGGCCGCAGCAGAAGCUGCAGCAGCCGCACGGUUGCAACAGCCGCAGCUCGAGGCAGAUCAGAACCAGGCUCGUUACCAAGCCACGAUGGAUCUUGCUCACGACGAAGCCACAUAUGUCAGGCUACUUCGACAACAGCAUUUCCAGGAGACCGAAGAACAAGACCGACCAACCGAGGAAGAAAGAGACACGGAAGGGACAACAGUACUAAUGGAGACUCUGUUGUACACGUGCAAUUGGCAGCAACGUGAACUGCUCGCCACGGGGCAGGUCCUCAUCCGCCAUGAAGGCAACUUCAAGGCAAUGGAUCAGAACAUCACUGCCCUGCAGACCGACACCGGCAUGCUGCAGACCGCCGACAACCAACAGCAGGCCAACGACCGACUGCAGGACUCCGUCGAUGCCGGGAUGGCACGACUAUCCACAAUCGAGUCAACGGGCGGUGCAGUUUCAGACAGAAGCCCAGCUUUGGCCGCUCAAGCCAAACAGCUCGAUGAGCGGAUCAACCACUUAGUCGCAUCCCUCGGCGACAUCAGCAAGUUUGCUGGAGCGUCGACAGUCAGCAAUCAGCUGCAGACGCUCAGCGACCGCGUUGACCAACGACCGGCCGCUGCCGCCAAGGAAUGGAAGAUCGAGAAGUUCGACGACUAUCACAAGAGUGAUCCGCUGCAAUGGUGGAUGGCGUUCAACGCGGAGGCCGACGUACAUCAUACUCCGCCCCUACGGCGGAUGGGCGCGUUGUACCUCCAACUUAUAGGCGGGGCGCAAGCAUUCAUGACGCACAUGGCCGUCUCGCUCGAAUGUACCAUUGCCACCCUCCACACAAAGAUCAUGUGGGAGGAGUUUGAAAAGAAGUGGAAGACCCGGUUCAUGGUGAACAACGACAAGCAUCACGCCUUGAACAAGAUCUUCCACAUCUUCGAAGGCCAGCAACCUUCGCGAGAAUGGCUGACGGAGUGGCAAAGACUCGUUGCCACCCUGGAGUCGAACCUGCCGUUCGACUCAAUUCGAGGUGAGUUCUUCGUCCGAUCUUGCGACGCCUUGACAGCUGCUCUCGGCAGCGAAUUUGAGUAUAAGAACUUUGACGACAUGAUUGCCAAAGCUAGAGAACUUGUACAAGGUAACCGGCGUGCGGAUAACGAGGUCCGCAAACAGCCCGGUUACUUGGAGAAAGGCAAGGGACAACGGACGCCGCAAGUAGCAGCAGUCCAGCAGGGAACAAGUGAGGACCACACAGCCGCUUCAACAUCAAGUGAUGGAGAUGUGGUGGCAGCGAUACCACCGCGACGCACGAAACCCCGAGGGGGAAAAAAGGCGAAAGAAGCGUCGGCGAAAGAAGCGUCGGCGGAAGGAGCACGACAGGCACCAUGGACGAAAUUUGGCAUUACCGAAGAAAUGUUCAAGUUGCGACAGAAAUGGUCAUGCUCAUGCGAGGCCGUGUCUUUCGACAUAUUGGACACCAAGUUCGAAAUGAUCCUAGGCAUGUCGUGGCUGCAAAGCGAAGACCAUCCGGUGAACUUCCAUCGACGCACCGUUCACGUUCGUGAUCGGCGCGGCGAACUAGUCCCGUGUACGGUGCCGCUUCCUCAUCCUUCCAUUGGUUGUCACGUGGUAUCCGCGGCGAGCAUUCGCCAAUCCAUCCGGCGGAACGACAUCGAGGAGAUGGGCAUAUGUUUUCUUCACGCCCUCCCACCCGGUGAUCAGCCCAAGACGGAUACAUCGGACCCACGCAUCAUUGAGCUGUUGGACAACUAUGAGGAUGUCUUUCAAGCUCCCACCGGAGUCAUACCGGAUCAUCCCAUACGCCACAUGAUCACUCUCGAGGACGGCGCCGUACCUUCACGCGGAUGUAUCUACCGCAUGAGCGAAGAGGAACUACAAGUGCUUCGGGCACAACUAGACGACCUCUUAGCCAAGGGCUGGAUUCGCCCUAGCUGUUCGCCAUACGGUGCUCCCGUUCUCUUUGUCCGGAAGAAGAACAAGGACCUACGUUUGUGCAUCGACUACCGAAAACUUAACGCGCAAACGAUCAAAAACGCCGGCCCUCUCCCUCAGAUCGAUGAUCUUCUCGAGCGACUAGGCGGCGCAAAGUACUUCUCGAAGCUUGACCUCAAGUCCGGAUAUCAUCAGAUUGAGAUCCAGCCUAGAGACCGGUACAAAACCACGUUCCAGACGCGAUGUGGGCACUUUGAGUGGAUCGUCAUGCCUUUCGGUCUCACCAAUGCCCCGGCUACUUUCCAAGCGGCUAUGACGACGGAAUUCCGCGACUUACUCGACCGCUCCGUACUCAUUUACCUCGAUGACAUCUUGGUUUAUAGUCGGUCGCUGGACGAGCAUCUCGAGCACCUUUGCGCCGUAUUGGAGCGGCUUUGUAUCGCCAAGUACAAGGCRAACCGCGACAAGUGCGAGUUUGCCCAGCAAGAGCUGGGGUACUUGGGCCAUUACGUCACGCCGCAAGGCAUUCGUCCUCUCGCGGACAAGGUACAACCUAUUCAAGAUUGGCCGGACAUCAAGUAUACUACCGACGUCCGCUCCUUUCUCGGCUUGGCAUCAUACUACAUGCGCUUCGUCAAAGGAUUCCAACGUAUCGCUGCACCAUUGUCGCGACUUCAGUCCCCCUUGGUGCCCUUCGAGUUCAGCGACGAGGCCCGACAUGCGUUUCACACGCUGAAGACGGUUUUGCUUCAAGCUCCCGUCUUAAGCAUCUAUGACCCGACUUUGCCCACCAAAGUGACAACGGAUGCUUCAGGUUAUGGCAUUGGCGCGGUUUUGGAAUAGCAUGACGGUACAGACUGGCAUCCGGUUGAGUACUUCAGCCAAAAGGUGCCGCCCAUCAACAC
Molecule: messenger RNA, 3238 nt
Organism: Chara braunii
Lineage: Eukaryota; Viridiplantae; Streptophyta; Charophyceae; Charales; Characeae
Source: the annotation of a GenBank genome assembly